Messenger RNA from Tarenaya hassleriana, 3613 nucleotides. RefSeq names its product elongation factor-like GTPase 1. The record is from RefSeq and is a predicted model, not a curated record. Gene Ontology annotation, molecular function: GTPase activity; ribosome binding; GTP binding. Gene Ontology annotation, biological process: cytosolic ribosome assembly. NCBI's taxonomy places the organism in Eukaryota, Viridiplantae, Streptophyta, Magnoliopsida, Brassicales, Cleomaceae. Gene Ontology annotation, cellular component: cytosol; ribonucleoprotein complex.
AUCCUCCUAUGCCUCUGUUGCGUCUCUCCACACAGCCGCCGAAGCAGACACGACCAAUCCGCCGCUGCUUUGUUGCGUUUCUCUACACUGAAACAGCCACCGAAGCAGGUUUCUUCUCCUAAUUUGGAAGCUUUAUUAGGGUUUUGGAGUUGGGUUUCCCUUCUUUUUCGUUUCGGUAUCAUCUUCCCACCCCUCUGGUUUACCUAAUUCGAGGUCGAAGUUUUGGUCUUGACACGUAUAUUCAAUUGGAUUCGAUUUCCUUUAAAGGGUUUGUUUGAUUUGGCUUUGUGGGUCUGAAUCGAGCGGUGCAGUCAAUUUUAGGCGAAUUUGAACUGUUCUUCUUUUAGGAAGGAACGAUGCAUGACUCUGAUACUACGAAACUUAGGAACAUAUGUAUCUUGGCACAUGUUGAUCAUGGUAAGACAACACUCGCUGAUCACCUUAUUGCUGCCUCGGGUGGCGGUGUGAUUCAUCCGAAAUUAGCCGGUAAGCUUCGGUAUAUGGAUUAUCUCGAUGAAGAACAGAGACGGGCCAUCACGAUGAAGAGCUCUUCUAUUGCUCUCCAUUACAAGGACUACUUCAUUAACUUGAUAGACUCCCCAGGCCAUAUGGACUUCUGUAGUGAGGUCUCUACAGCUGCCCGACUCAGCGAUGGGGCAUUGGUUUUGGUCGAUGCCGUCGAGGGCGUUCACAUUCAGACACAUGCUGUGUUGCGUCAAGCUUGGAUUGAGAGGCUGACCCCUUGUUUGGUUCUUAACAAAAUUGAUCGGUUGAUUUGCGAGUUGAGAUUGAGCCCGAUGGAGGCAUAUACCCGUUUGUUGAGGAUCGUUCACGAGGUUAAUGGGAUAGUGAGUGCGUAUAAGGCAGAGAAGUAUCUGUCGGAUGUCGAUUCUAUACUUGCUGGUCCUUCGGGUGAGCUGACUGAUGAGAAUCUCGAGUUGUUGGAAGAUGAUGAAGAAGAUACUUUUCAGCCUCAGAAGGGUAAUGUGGUGUUUGUUUGUGCAUUAGACGGCUGGGGUUUCAGCAUUCAUGAGUUUGCAGAUUUUUACGCUUCCAAGCUCGGUGCUAGUGCUGCUGCAUUGCAGAGAUCUUUGUGGGGUCCACGUUAUUAUCUUCCGAAGUCCAAGAUGAUUGUAGGGAAGAAAGGUUUAAGUGCCGGAAGCAAAGCAAGACCGAUGUUCGUGCAGUUUGUGCUUGAACCGUUGUGGCAGGUGUACCAGGCUGCUCUCGAGCCAGAUGGGGACCGAGCCAUGCUUGAGAAAGUUAUAAAGUCCUUUAAUUUGUCCAUACCACCUCGUGAACUUCAGAACAAGGAUCCGAAAAACGUGCUUCAAUCAGUCAUGAGCCGUUGGCUUCCUAUGUCUGAUGCUGUCCUGUCUAUGGUGGUCAAGCAUCUGCCAGAUCCCAUUGCCGCCCAAUCGUAUAGAAUUUCUCGGUUGGUCCCGAAAAGACAGAUUAUCGGCGGCGAUGUUGAUUCUGACAUCCUUGAAGAGGCGGAACGUGUUAGAAAAUCAGUAGAGGGUUGUGAUUCUAGGUGUGAAGCCCCUUGCGUUGCAUUUGUAUCUAAAAUGUUUGCUGUCCCGAUGAAAAUGAUUCCUCAAACUGCAAACCACAGGGAGAUAUCGAGCGGUUUGAACGAUGAAGAUACUAAAAUCGAGUCGGAUGAGUGCUUCCUUGCAUUUGUGAGGGUCUUCAGUGGUGUUCUCUCUGCAGGACAGCGGGUCUUUGUGCUUUCAGCGUUAUAUGAUCCUCUCAAAGGCGAGUUAUCUCAGAAAUACGUUCAAGAAGCGGAACUUCAGUCCCUAUAUCUAAUGAUGGGCCAAGGUUUGAAACCGGUUACAGAGGCAAAGGCAGGGAAUAUUGUGGCCAUCAGAGGGCUCGGGCCAUAUAUAUCAAAAUCUGCAACAAUUUCUUCAACUCGAAACUGUUGGCCUUUCUCAAGCAUGGAGUUUCAAGUUUCUCCCACCCUACGAGUAGCGAUAGAACCUUCUGAUCCGGCAGAUAUGGCUGCGAACCGAGCUGACCCUUUUGUGGAGGUAACGGUAUCUUCCAGAGGAGAACACGUUCUUGCCGCCGCUGGGGAAGUUCAUCUAGAAAGAUGCGUAAAGGAUUUGAAGGAAAGGUUUGCGAAAGUGAACCUUGAAGUGUCACCGCCUCUCGUAUCCUACAGGGAGACUAUAGAGGGGAACGGAUACAAUCUAUCGGAAAGCUUGAAAUCGCUCAGUUUAAGCUCGGAUUUUGCUGAGAAGGUAACUCCAAACGGUAGAUGCAUUAUCCAAGUACGAGUCAUGAAACUGCCUCCGGGUCUAACUAAGGUUCUUGACGAGAAUUCUGAAUUGAUCGGAGACAUAAUCGGAGGAAAGGGUGGUCAGAGUGUUAAGAUAAUAGACGGGCCACAAACUCUGAGCACCGGAGAUGACAUGGAUCCGGUUGAAGCUUUCAAGAAACUGUUAAUGGAAGCCAUUGAUAACGACAUCUCGUCUGAUGCUGCUGAGAUGGACAAGGAUCUGUCCGAGAAAUGUAAAGCUGAAUGGAAGAAGCUGCUCGAGAGGAUUUGGGCACUUGGGCCAAGACAAAUAGGACCUAACAUCCUCUUCACUCCCGACAGCAAACGAACUGCCACCGACACAGAGGAAUCCAUUGUCGUGAGAGGUUCUCCUCAUGUUUCUCAGAGGCUAGGGUUUGUAGAAGAGACUAUCCUGGCAUCUGAGGCACCAUUAGAGAAGACACGGACACUGUACAGAGAAGCACAGUCACUCGAGAGCAGUAUCGUAUCUGGGUUUCAGCUAGCGACAGCAUCCGGACCGUUAUGCGACGAAGCCAUGUGGGGAUUAGGGUUCACCAUUCAAGCACAGGUUUCUUCUCCUCCACUCACCGAAGAAUCUGAAGCAAACCCGCAACCAGAAAACUUCGGGAUAUUCACGGGACAAGUCAUGACGGCGGUGAAAGACGCCUGCCGAGCUGCAUUGCUCCAGAAACAACCACGUCUGGUCGAAGCCAUGUACUUCUGCGAACUGAACACCCCGCCAGAGUAUCUCGGCCCAAUGUACGCGGUUCUCAGCCGGAGACGGGCCAGGGUUCUCAAGGAAGAGAUGCAAGAAGGGUCGCCGCUUUUCACGGUCCAUGCCUACGUGCCGGUCUCGGAGAGCUUUGGGUUUGCGGACGAGCUGCGAAAGGGAACGUCAGGGGCUGCGAGUGCGCUCAUGGUUCUGAGCCACUGGGAAAUGAUUCAGGAGGAUCCGUUCUUCGUGCCGAAGACCGAAGAAGAGCUCGAAGAGUUUGGGGAUGGAGCCAGUGUUCUUCCCAACACGGCCAGGAAGCUCAUCAAUGGCGUGAGGCGGAGGAAAGGGCUUCACGUGGAGGAGAAGGUGGUUCAACACGCUACCAAGCAGCGGACCUUGGCUCGUAAAGUUUGAAUCGUUUUUUUUCACAAAAAAAAAAAAUUCAUUUCCAAUUUGGGCAGUGUUGACGAGCUUAGGCCCAUUUGUAGUUUAAUGAGGGAAAGUUUUGAAGUCAAUGGGCCUUAAAAUGGGCCUUUGAGACCCAUUUUGUAUUGUUAACCGGACCGGUUCACGUUUGAGACGAGUGAGGUAUACCAAAUUGAAUUUUUGAA